AUGAACAUCAUUCGCUUUCAAGAUGUGCUCUCCAAGGUCCGCGUCCUCGACGUGUCUGUGGUGGCCUUUGCGAUCUACUUGGCCAAACACUUCUUGACGAGGAAACGCCUCCCUGCUUCAUACCCGCCGGGACCUAAAGGACUCCCCGGUAUUGGAAACCUCCUGCAGCUACCGAAGGAGCAAGAAUGGAAGACGUACACAGAAUGGGGAGCAGAACACGGUGAUAUGGCGAUGGUGGAUGUCCUCGGACAGAAAAUGCUCAUCCUGAACUCGUCACGAGUGGCUGCCGAUACGCUGGAUAAGAAGUCCAACAUCUACAGUGACCGACCACGGAUGGUGAUGGCUGGAGAGCUUGUCGGCCAUGACCAGCAUAUCACGCUCCGGUCAGCUGACGAGCGUUUCAGGCAGUUCAGACGGCUGUUCCAUGGUAUAUUGGCGGGAAGGGAUAACCUAGCGGGGUUUGCUCCCAUUGAAGAGCGUGAAACGCACCGUUUCCUCCUGAGGGUGCUGGAUGAUCCCUCCAACCUCCCCAGGCACAUUCGCAAGCUGGCAGGGGCAAUCAUUAUCAAGAUAUGCCAUGGGUACGACGUCGUGGAGGGCGAAGAUCCUAUGAUUUCCCGCAUUGAACGCGUGAUGGACGAGUUCGGCGAGGUCACAACUCCAGGACGUUACCUCGUUGAUGCCAUACCGUUUCUUGCACACCUUCCUGGGUGGCUACCGGGCAUGGGCUUCAAAAAGAGCGCCAGAGAAAUGCGUCGUAGGCUGCUUGAGUCUGUCAACGCCCCUCUCGCGUUCGUGAGGGGACAGAUGGCCGCAGGAAAGGCACCUCGAUCGUACACGUCAAUAUACUUGGAGAGACUAGCAGAGGGCGGUGUUCCGUACACGGAGGAGCUCGUCAAAUGGGGUUCGCUUGAUCUAUACGGCGGAGGAGCGGAUACGUCCGUCGCUGCUGAGUACAAUUUCUACCUCCUCAUGACGUUGUAUCCAGAUAUCCAGAAGAAGGCGCAGGCCGAGAUUGACAGCGUGGUCGGUACUGACCGACUGCCGACGCUCGCUGACCGACCAAAUCUACCGUACACGGAUGCCCUGGUGAAGGAGGUAUUCCGGUGGCAUCCCGUGGCUCCGCAAGGUCUUCCGCACGUUGUGAGGGAGGACGAUAUCCACGACGGAUACUUCAUACCCAAGGGCACAGUAGUCAUUGCGAAUAUUUGGGGCUUCUUGCAUGACCCUAGGACAUACAAAGACCCCAUGACAUUUGAUCCGUUACGGUUCAUCGCUUCACCAGGAAAACCAGCAGAGCCAGAUCCACGUUCUUUCUGCUUCGGGUUCGGGCGACGCGUCUGCCCAGGUCAGGCGUUGGGUGAUUCGUCCGUCUUCCUGGCGUGCGCGAUGUCACUGGCCGCAUUUGAUAUCAGCAAGUCGGUUGACGACACUGGACGCGUCCUGGAGCCUGUCGUGGAGCAUACAAGUGGCAUCAUCAGCCAUCCCAAGCCGUUCCCGUGUACUAUCAAGCCUCGCUCCGCCAAGAUCGAGGUUCUCAUCCGGGCGGUAGAUGAGACCCGGGGUGAUUAGGGUUGCAGUCAACGGCGGCACGAACACGGUAGGAUGUAUUAUAUUAUUAUUUCUUGGAAUCAUCGGGACAGCGUUACAUAGCAAGAGUUGGGACUGUUCGGAGCCACCACGUCAAUUGGAAGGACAUCUUCGCGUGGAGAUGUGGCACGAAUGACACGGGGAUAGUGAAUGGAGACUUGAACACAACGACCUGCAUAUCCAUAUUGCAAUGCGGUGGUGAAGUGUGCAAAUUCACUGCAUCCGCAAGUUCGAUUAGGAUGUCGAGGUUCUGCAGGAUUGAGGAGCUGCCCGAGGCCGAGGGCGGGGAGCUUUCGUGGCUGUCGUGUUCCGAACUUGAUGGCUCCGACCAGAUGGAUAGCCCUCCAGCCUCAGUCCAUCCUGCCACGCCCAUAAUACUGGAGCCUCCGUCGCUGUCGUGGGCCGCACUUUCGCGUUCUGACGGAGUCCCCGACACUUCACCCUCUGCCGCACUGAACUCCUCCACCUCAGGAGACACGCAUUCCGGAGCGACGGCGUUUUGAAUCGCCGGAGUUCCGUGGUCU
Punctularia strigosozonata HHB-11173 SS5 is the source of this 2114-nucleotide messenger RNA. RefSeq names its product cytochrome P450. The transcript has 13 exons. Bases 1 to 1572 code for a protein of 523 amino acids. Gene Ontology annotation, molecular function: monooxygenase activity; oxidoreductase activity, acting on paired donors, with incorporation or reduction of molecular oxygen; iron ion binding. The record is from RefSeq and is a predicted model, not a curated record. NCBI's taxonomy places the organism in Eukaryota, Fungi, Basidiomycota, Agaricomycetes, Corticiales, Punctulariaceae.